GAGACAGUCUUUGCGCCGGCGGCGGUGGCGGCUGUGGGGGCUGGGCGGAGCGCCGCGGUGCGGGGCGGCCGGGCUGGCGGCGGCCGGGAGCCGCAGGCGGGAGCGAGGCGGAGAGCACCGGGAGCUGAGGCGGCGGAACGGCUGUUGGAGACCCCGGAGCGUGGAGCUGAAAUGACUGAGUUUUGGGAAUUGUUGACUGCCUGGACAUGGGAACGGCAAGGAACCUACAAACAGGUCUAUUAAGAAUCUGUCAUCUCGAAAAUUUUAUUCUAUGAAUGUUUUCCAUUAAGAAGGUGUCAACAGAGAUAGAGCACUGAGGCUUGCAGUGCUGUGGGGGCGUUUCCUACAGAUCCAAGCACUGGCCAUUCGCUUCUGUUUCCAGAUGUGUUUUCUCAUUUGUGUACUUGAAACAUCUACCAUCACAUGAACUCCAGAUUGAGCCACAGAGUUCUGUGAACAGGAAAGGUCCAGGAAUGGUGUUGCCCAGCUUCGGGACAAGCCAGUUUUACAUCUGCUUAACAAUUAAAUAAAUAAAUCCUUCGCUAAUUAAGGCUAUGGAACCAAAUAAAGACAUGCACAUUCCUUUGCCAAAUGAACUCUAGGGAUGUUGAAUUUCACUGUAACUGGUCAUUCCCAGUUAACUAACAUAUAAGUUAUGCACAAAUGGACGUGAUGCCCGUGGCACUAUAUCCGGGUUCUAGCUCAUACUGAAGAUCAAAAAAAACAAAAAACAAAACCUAUUAUGACUAAUCCUUGGGAAGAGAAAGUCUGCAAAAUGGCCCAAACGAGUCUACUGCAAGGGAAGCAGUUUUACUGUCGGGAAUGGGUUUUCCACAAGCUUCAGCACUGCCUCCAGGAGAAGUCGAGCUGCUGUACUAGUGUAGCCAAUGCACAGUCCCUGGUCGGGAAUGCUGGGAAUAAUGCUAGUGCCAUCUCUGGGAAGGGGGCCUCCUGGGGUGUGCUGCUGGUGGGAGGGCCUGGCAGUGGGAAAACAGCCCUGUGCACCGAGCUUUUGUGGCCCAGCUCACCAGCCAGCCUACAGAGAGGUCUGCAUCGCCAGGCUUUGGCUUUCCACUUCUGCAAAGCCCAGGACUCAGACACUUUGUGUGUUGGAGGAUUUAUCAGAGGUCUGGUAGCCCAGAUCUGCCAAAGUGGACUCCUUCAAGGUUAUGAGGACAAGCUAAGAGAUCCAGCCGUCCAAAGUCUCCUAGAGCCUGGAGAGUGUGAAAGAAACCCAGCGGAAGCAUUUAAAAGGUGUGUGCUGCUCCCACUCCUGGGGAUGAAGCCGCCCUCACAGAGCCUCUACCUGCUGGUUGACUCGGUGGACGAAGGCUGCAAUUUGAUGGAAGGGGAGCAGACAUCGCCCAGCCUCUCUGGGACUGUGGCAGAGCUCUUGGCUGGUCACCACGAGUUCUUCCCCCCGUGGCUACUGCUUCUCUGCUCUGCCCGGAAACAGAGUAGGGCUGUCACUAAAAUGUUCACUGGUUUCCGGAAGAUCAGUUUGGACGACCUUAGGAAGGCGUACAUCGUGAAGGACGUACAGCAGUACAUCCUCCAUCGCCUGGAUCAAGAGGAGGCACUCCGGCAGCACCUCACCAAGGAGACGGCGGAGACUCUGAACCAGCUGCACAUCAAGAGCAGCGGGUGUUUCCUGUAUCUAGAGCGCGUGCUGGACGGAGUCGUAGAGAAUUUCAUCAUGCUUCGGGAGAUCCGAGACAUCCCAGGAACUCUGAACGGUCUCUAUCUCUGGCUCUGCCAGAGACUUUUUGUCCGAAAACAGUUUGCCAAAGUCCAGCCCAUUCUGAACGUGAUCCUUGCGGCCUGCCGGCCCCUGACGAUGACAGAGUUGUACCAUGCAGUGUGGACCAAAAAUAUGUCUCUAACCUUGGAAGACUUUCAGCGCAAGCUGGAUGUCCUCUCCAAGCUCUUGGUGGAUGGGUUGGGCAGCACCAAGAUUCUGUUUCACCACAGCUUUGCCGAGUGGCUCUUGGAUGUGAAGCACUGUACCCAGAAGUACCUGUGCAAUGCCGCAGAAGGUCACAGGAUGCUGGCCAUGAGCUACACCUGCCAGGCCCGGAACCUGACACCACUGGAGGCACAAGAAUUUGCCUUGCACUUGAUUAAUUCAAAUCUGCAGUUGGAACCAGCUGAACUGGCACUGUGGAUGAUCUGGAAUGGCACCCCGGUCAAAGACUCUCUGUCCACCUUAAUACCCAAGGAGCAAGAGGUGCUGCAGCUGCUGAUCCGAGCCGGUGCUCAUGUCAACAGCGAGGACGAUCGCACUUCUUGUAUCGUCCGGCAAGCCCUCGAGAGAGAGGACUCCAUUAGAACAUUACUGGAUAACGGGGCUUCUGUCAAUCAGUGUGAUUCCAAUGGGAGAACUCUGCUGGCCAAUGCUGCAUACAGUGGCAGUCUGGAUGUUGUGAAUUUGCUUGUCUCCAGGGGAGCAGAUUUAGAGAUUGAAGACUCCCAUGGACACACACCACUCACUCUCGCUGCUAGACAAGGGCACACAAAGGUUGUUAACUGCUUGAUUGGGUGUGGAGCCAAUAUCAAUCAUACCGAUCAGGACGGUUGGACAGCCCUGAGGUCUGCUGCGUGGGGAGGCCACACCGAGGUUGUGUCUGCCCUGCUUUACGCUGGCGUAAAGGUAGACUGUGCGGAUGCAGACAGCCGGACGGCUCUGCGUGCAGCAGCCUGGGGUGGCCACGAGGACAUCGUCCUGAACCUGCUACAGCAUGGUGCCGAGGUCAACAAAGCUGACAAUGAAGGGAGAACUGCACUGAUAGCUGCAGCGUACAUGGGUCACAGAGAGAUCGUAGAGCACCUGCUGGACCAUGGUGCAGAGGUAAACCACGAGGAUGUGGAUGGCAGAACCGCUCUCUCUGUGGCUGCACUGUGUGUGCCUGCAAGCAAAGGACACGCGUCAGUUGUAAGCCUUUUGAUUGAUCGAGGGGCUGAGGUAGAUCACUGUGACAAGGAUGGCAUGACCCCCUUGCUGGUGGCAGCCUACGAAGGCCAUGUGGAUGUGGUAGACCUGCUUCUAGAAGGAGGAGCAGAUGUUGAUCACACGGAUAACAAUGGGCGGACGCCCCUGCUGGCUGCAGCUUCCAUGGGGCAUGCUUCUGUAGUCAACACACUUCUGUUCUGGGGCGCAGCUGUGGACAGCAUCGACAGUGAAGGCCGGACAGUCCUCAGCAUAGCUUCGGCACAGGGGAAUGUGGAAGUAGUGCGCACUCUCCUGGACAGAGGCUUAGACGAGAGCCACCGAGAUGAUGCUGGCUGGACACCUCUCCACAUGGCAGCUUUUGAGGGUCACAGGUUAAUAUGUGAAGCUCUCAUCGAACAAGGUGCUAGAACAAAUGAGAUUGACAAUGACGGGCGCAUUCCCUUCAUUUUGGCCUCACAGGAGGGCCAUUAUGACUGUGUCCAAAUCCUGCUGGAGAACAAAUCCAACAUAGACCAGAGAGGCUAUGAUGGGAGAAAUGCCUUGCGUGUUGCUGCCCUGGAAGGACACCGGGACAUUGUGGAAUUACUCUUUAGCCAUGGGGCCGAUGUGAACUACAAAGAUGCCGAUGGGCGGCCCACGCUUUACAUAUUGGCCUUAGAGAACCAGCUUACGAUGGCCGAGUAUUUUUUGGAAAAUGGUGCAAACGUGGAGGCCAGCGAUGCGGAGGGAAGGACAGCACUGCACGUCUCCUGCUGGCAGGGUCAUGUGGAGAUGGUUCGGGUGCUUAUUGCCUGCCAUGCUGAUGUCAAUGCAGCAGACAAUGAGAAGCGCUCAGCCUUGCAGUCUGCGGCCUGGCAGGGCCAUGUCAAAGUGGUCCAGCUUCUGAUAGAACACGGCGCUGUGGUGGACCACACGUGCAACCAAGGCGCCACAGCCCUCUGCAUCGCGGCCCAGGAGGGACAUGUGGACGUGGUGCAGGUGUUGCUAGAGCAUGGCGCUGACCCCAAUCACGCCGACCAAUUUGGACGUACCGCCAUGAGAGUGGCAGCCAAAAAUGGGCAUUCUCAAAUCAUUAAGUUGUUGGAAAAAUACGGUGCUUCCAGUCUGAAUGGCUGCUCCCCUUCCCCUGUCCACACAAUGGAGCAGAAGCCUCCACAGUCAGCUCCGUCCAAGAUGCAGUCACUGACCAUCAGGUCCAACAGCUCUGGGGGUACUGGUGGAGGGGACUUGCAGCCUUCCCUCCGGGGCCUGCCCAAUGGGCCAGCUCAUGCCUUCAGCUCUCCGUCAGAGUCUCCAGACUCAACUGUGGAUCGGCAGAAGUCAUCUCUGUCUAACAAUUCCCUGAAAAGCUCCAAAAAUUCAUCUCUGAGAACAACUUCCUCCACAGCCACAGCUCAAACGGUGCCCAUUGACAGUUUCCAUAGCCUGUCGUUCACGGAGCAAAUCCAACAGCAUUCACUGCCUCGAAGCAGGAGCAGGCAGUCGGUCGUGUCCCCCUCCUCCACAACCCAGUCCUUAGGACACAGCCAUAAUUCUCCCAGUAGUGAGUUUGAAUGGAGCCAAGUAAAACCAAGUUUGAAGUCAACAAAAUCAAAUAAAGGAGGCAAAUCAGAAAACUCCAGCAAGUCUGGGUCAGCUGGGAAGAAAGCUAAACAAAACAAUUCCUCACAGCCAAAGGUUCUAGAAUAUGAAAUGACUCAGUUUGACAAAAGAGGCCCUGUCACUAAGUCUGGGAGUAGCCCACCUAAACAGACACUGGGUGAAUCUCAGUGUAAGAUUGUGGUCCCUUCGUCUCAGGACGGCAGCCGCGUCCAGCCGCAGUUUCUCAUCCACCAGCAGAGCGGUGAGCAGAAGAAGAGGAAUGGGAUAAUGACCAACCCCAAUUACCAUCUGCAGAGCAAUCAGGUGUUCCUGGGCAGGGUCUCUGUCCCUCGAACAGUGCAGGAGCGAGGGCAUCAGGAGGUGCUGGAGGGGUUCCCUCCCUCAGAGACUGAGCUGAAUCUUAAACAAGCCCUGAAGCUCCAAAUUGAGGGCUCUGAUCCCAGCUUCAACUACAAGAAGGAAACGCCCUUGUGAGAGUUUCCCCUUCUGUGAAACAGAAGGCCUUGUGGUCAGAAUGGCCAUCCAGCUGCCAUAUGGAAGCAAGACACCUGAGGAUGUGCUGGCCAGACUGUGACUCCCUCGGUACUGUUUCCUGACGUACUGUCAUGUGCCUACCCAGUAAGGCUGCCAUUCGCAGCGUAAUUCCCAUGCUGACACAGUUUCCACCACACUGAAUAAAUAGAUAUGUAAACUGUGGUUCCUCAAUACAACCAAGCCCAGUUUGGAGUAUUUUCCCAUUUGGUAAAUGUGCAUGUGCCACAGUCAGGUGUCUCCGCAAAGGCAGUGUUCCGUAUUUAUUGUUUUUUUGCGUUGUGGCGUGUACUCAGUCCCAUCGCAUUGUCUGGUGUUCCUGGUUCUUGUGUAUUUAAAAAUGUUACUCAAUAAAGCAAUUCUUGCAACUGUU
Messenger RNA from Phodopus roborovskii (desert hamster), 5456 nucleotides. RefSeq names its product ankyrin repeat domain containing 50 (gene Ankrd50). NCBI's taxonomy places the organism in Eukaryota, Metazoa, Chordata, Mammalia, Rodentia, Cricetidae. Bases 743 to 5026 code for a protein of 1427 amino acids. The transcript is spliced from 6 exons. The record is from RefSeq and is a predicted model, not a curated record. Gene Ontology annotation, molecular function: protein binding.